Molecule: messenger RNA, 1614 nt
Organism: Penicillium nucicola
Lineage: Eukaryota; Fungi; Ascomycota; Eurotiomycetes; Eurotiales; Aspergillaceae
Product: glycoside hydrolase family 72 protein
Exons: 2
Coding region: 1-1614 (537 amino acids)
Biological process (GO): fungal-type cell wall (1->3)-beta-D-glucan biosynthetic process
Cellular component (GO): fungal-type cell wall; cytoplasm
Molecular function (GO): 1,3-beta-glucanosyltransferase activity
Source: RefSeq, a predicted model, not a curated record
AUGAAGACUUCGAUCAUUGCUGGUCUCUCCCUCUUGGGAGCGGCCAUGGCUGCUGAUGUCCCCAGCAUUGAGAUCAAGGGCAAGAAGUUCUUCUACUCCAACAAUGGCACCGAAUUCUACAUCCGUGGUGUGGCCUACCAGCCUGACUACACUGCCAGCAACGGCGGUACCAGCAGUGAUACCCAGUACACCGACCCUAUCGCCGAUGUCGACAGCUGCAAGCGUGAUAUCGAGUACCUGACCCAGCUCCGCACCAACGUCGUUCGUACCUACGCUGUCGACCCCACCAAGGACCACGACGAGUGUAUGACCGCUCUCGCUGAUGCCGGUAUCUACCUGAUCACCGAUCUGUCUUCGCCCACCGAGUCCAUUGUGUCCGACAGCCCUACCUGGAACGCCGACCUCUUCACUCGUUACUCCCAGGUGGUUGAUGCUUUCGCCAAGUACCCCAACGUCAUUGGUUUCUUCGCCGGAAACGAAGUUGCCAACAAGAUUAACAACACCGACUCUAUGGCCUAUGUCAAGGCUGCCGUCCGUGAUAUGAAGUCCUACAUCAAGGAGAAGAACUACCGUUCUUCCCUCGCCGUUGGCUACGCUACCGACGACGACCAGACCGUCCGUGAGCAGGUCUCCAACUACCUCGUCUGCGAUGACGCCUCCGACUCCAUUGACUUCUUCGGUUACAACAUCUACGAGUGGUGUGGCGACUCCUCCUUCAAGGAGUCCGGAUACUCCGAGCGUACCGAGGAGUUCAAGGACUACCCCGUCCCUGCCUUCUUCUCCGAGUACGGAUGUAACGAGGUUCGUCCCCGCAAGUUCACCGAUGUUCCCGUCCUCUACGGUGACCAGAUGAAUGACGUCUGGUCCGGUGGUAUCGUCUACAUGUACUACGAGGAAGCCAACAAGUACGGCCUGGUUUCCGUCGACGGCAGCUCUGUCAGCACCCUCCCCGACUUCACCAACCUUUCCAAGCAGAUGAAAUCCGCCACUCCCACCGGCGUUGCCAUGAGCGACUACUCCGUCUCGACCACCCUGCCCUACCGUUGGUUCGGACUGGAACGCCGCUUCCGUUCUCCCCCCUCGCCCAACGCCGAUCUUUGCGAGUGCAUGUACAACUCCCUGGAGUGUGUCCCCGUUGACGACAUCUCCACCAAGCUGAUCACCAAGACCUUCUCCUACCUUGGUGGUAUUGAUGGCGUUAUGGAUGGUGUCAACUCCAACUCCACCAGCGGUGUCUACGGUGCUUACUCCAUGUGCUCCACCAAGCAGCGCCUCGCUUGGGCCAUGAACCAGUACUACAAGAAGAACAAGUCCAAGGCCGGUGCCUCCGCUUGCGGCUUCAACGGUGCUGCCUCUACCCAGGCGACCACUGCUGCCUCCGGCUCCUGCGCUACCCAGAUGAGCUCUGCUGGCUCCGCCGGCACUGGCGCCGUCUCCGGUGGCCUUGCUGCUUCCUCCGGUGCUUCUGCUUCUGGCACCAGCUCCGGCAAGGGUGCUACCUCUUCUGGUGUGGCUGUCGGCACUGUCCCCCAGUCUGUCCACAUUGGCAGCUGGCAGGCCGGUGCUUACGCCAUGGCUGCCAUCGCCUCCGGUGUCUUCAUGAUCAUGCUGUAA